Sphaeramia orbicularis (orbiculate cardinalfish) is the source of this 1606-nucleotide messenger RNA. Its product is annotated as homeobox protein unc-4 homolog. The transcript has 3 exons. Bases 1 to 1584 code for a protein of 527 amino acids. NCBI's taxonomy places the organism in Eukaryota, Metazoa, Chordata, Actinopteri, Kurtiformes, Apogonidae. Gene Ontology annotation, biological process: regulation of DNA-templated transcription. The record is from RefSeq and is a predicted model, not a curated record. Gene Ontology annotation, molecular function: sequence-specific double-stranded DNA binding; DNA-binding transcription factor activity, RNA polymerase II-specific.
AUGGACAGCCGGGUACUCGAGCAUCCUCACGCCCAGUUCGGAGGCUCCUUGGGCGGGCUGGUGGGCUUCCCGUACCCGCUCGGCCCCCACCAUCACCACCACCACCACCACCAGCACGUCUACGAGCUCCCCGGCGGACACCAGCUGCAGUCCGCGUCCGUCCCCUUCUCGAUAGACGGAUUACUUAACGGGUCUUGCUCCGCCUCGGUGGUCAGCUCCAAUCCGCUCCUCUCGUCCGACAGCCCGCAGUUCAAACUCUCAGAUUCCGGAGACCCGGAUAAGGAUAGUCCUGGUUGUAAGCGAAGACGCACCAGGACAAAUUUCACCGGGUGGCAGCUGGAGGAGCUGGAGAAGGCGUUCAACGAGAGUCACUAUCCGGAUGUGUUCAUGCGAGAGGCGCUCGCCCUCAGGCUUGACCUCGUGGAGUCCAGAGUUCAGGUUUGGUUCCAAAACAGACGAGCUAAAUGGAGGAAAAAGGAGAACACAAAGAAAGGGCCAGGACGACCUGCUCACAACUCCCACCCGACGACGUGCAGCGGGGAGCCCAUGGACCCCGAGGAGAUCGCCCGGAGGGAGCACGAGAGGGCCGAGAAGAAGAAACGCAAACAGGAGAGGAAGCUGCUGAAGUCACAGAACAAACUUCUGACAGGUGACAGCUUCCACACGCCUGGAGGUUCGGAGAGUGACAGCGGCGUCUCCCAGUUCACCGACAGCGAGCAGCAGCCUUCAAACGUCAACGGGACUAUUCAUAUCGAACUGCCAGCAACAAAUAGAAGUACAGGAGGACACCAAACUGAAUCCAGCUGUGACCAAACACGACACGAAUUCAGCCAACUACAAAACCAAAGAACCCCAGGAGAACCUGAGCAGGUUUCUCCAGGCAGCACACACAGCUCCAGUCCUGGGGAGCAGAGAUCCUCCACUCUGCAGAAACGCAACCCUUUCAGUGUGGAGAGUCUCCUGUCUGACGCCACGCCGAGACGGAAAUCCCAACUGGACUACCCCUCACUGCCCAGCCAGAGGACACUGGUGGGCAAAGGUCAUUUCUUGUUGUACCCCAUUACCCAUCAGCCUUUGGGCUUUCUUGUGCCCCAAACCGCCCUGAAGGCCACACCAUGUCAGGACAACAUCAACAGGCUCGGCCUGGGACAAAGGUGUGUGCCGAGCGAAGGGAGUCCUGCUCCCUCUGACCUCUCCAGCUUCACCGGUGUCACUAAGCCUAUAAACUCAGAUCACACGGAGCAUAAUACCCAGCAUCAACACAAUCACAUUAGCAAUAGAGUGGAUGGAACAGACACAGAGGAUGAUGGAAGAUGCCCAGUUUCUCCCCGACAGAACAGCGUGGCUCAGGCAGCUCUGGCAAGGCUGAGCGGCUCACAGUCCACCGACUGCAGCGACGACAGGAGUUUGAAAGUUCAAGCGACUGAGGCAGCGAACGAUGUCUGCCAAGCCGCCGAGCUCAGCGCUACAGAGAAGGGUGCAAAAGAGGAGCGAGCGUCUCCAGACCUCUCCGAGUGUCUCAAGGCAAACACAGACUGUCAAGAAACACCCGGAACAGAUGGAGAGGAUGUCGAUAUGGACUAACACUUGCAAAGAGCAAACAUAA